This is a messenger RNA of Fusarium venenatum, 1191 nucleotides long. RefSeq lists its product as uncharacterized. NCBI's taxonomy places the organism in Eukaryota, Fungi, Ascomycota, Sordariomycetes, Hypocreales, Nectriaceae. The record is from RefSeq and is a predicted model, not a curated record.
AUGUCGUUCCCAGUCGUCAAUGGUGUGGAGGUAGCGGUUCCACCACCUGCUGGAUACCAGGUUGACUUUACCAACCCCGAGACGGAUGAGUCGAUGGUCAGGAAUGCGUAUUGGAUAUUUGGGUUGGAGUUUGCGUUUGCGACGGCGUUUUUGGGACAGCGCAUGUAUACCAAUGGUGUAAUCUUGCGUAAAUUCAUGAUCGAUGAUUAUUUGAUCCUUUUUGCAUGGAUCCUUUCCAUUGUCGCUCAAUCAUGUCUUCUUGAUGCAUAUAGACGAAACCUGCUUGGUGUUCAUGCCUGGGAGAUGCCCGUUGAUAGCAACACUCAAUCUGCUCUGCUUGUUAUGUGUACAACACUCACAUAUAUCCCAACGACAAUCCUAUCGAAACUGACGCUUUGCUUCUUCUACUAUCGCCUAUCGCCCUCCUUGUGGUAUCAAUACUCGGUCUAUUUCACAGGGAUUAUCUGCACGACUAGUCUGGUUGGCAUCUGGUUCAGUGUUCUCUUCGCAUGCAAACCGAUUGCGGCAGGUUGGGAUGUGAGACUGUCUGUCGAUGCUGAAUGCAUCAAUCGCCCUCCCAUUUACAUAACACAAGCCGCCUUUGGCUGCAUCACAGAUGUGAUGCUUCUGCUGUUACCUAUCCCAACUGUCAUCGGAUUACAAAUGUCUACAAGGCAGAAGUUCGGAGUACUUGGAUUAUUUGCAAUUGGUUCAAUCACCCUCGUCACGUCAGUCGUUCGAUUAGUCUUACUGCUACCAAGCUUGUCGAACCCAGACCAGAGUUGGUCGUUGGCAGAAGGUUGCCUAUGGGUCAUCAUCGAAGCCAAUCUGUUGAUCAUGUGUGGCUCCCUCCCCACUCUGCGAGUGUUUCUUAAAAAUGUCGCCCCUCGGGUUCUUGGUGACAAAAGUCAAAGCAAACCAAGCCAAGGAGAUAGCGCAAGUUUUGGGUUGCAUACGUUCGGAGGUUCAAACGGUCCGCGACGCAAGUUUGACACACUUGUGGAGCUGGAACAUGAUACGCGUUUUAAUAGAAGCAGCUUGAGGCCUGAAGGUUUGGGCAAGACGGAUGUGAAAGUCUUUAGUGGACAGUCAAAUGAGUCGCUGAUGAAUCAAACUCAGACUGGGGAUGACAAAAGUGAAGAUGGGAUAUUGCAGACGCGCACAACGACUGUUCAAUAUGAGUAUUCAUAG